Molecule: messenger RNA, 1509 nt
Organism: Magallana angulata
Lineage: Eukaryota; Metazoa; Mollusca; Bivalvia; Ostreida; Ostreidae
Exons: 3
Coding region: 163-615 (150 amino acids)
Biological process (GO): tissue regeneration; cell adhesion
Cellular component (GO): membrane
Source: RefSeq, a predicted model, not a curated record
GUUUAUUUUAAGUUAGACAAGGAUCCGUUUCCUUGUUUAAAAAAAGAUCCUUUGAAAACGAAUUGAAUAAUUCUUAUAUCGUUUAAAAGACUGCAUUUACUGCAACACAAGAAAAAGAGAUCUCAAUAUUUUUGGUGUGAAGUCCACCUGUAGAGCUUUCCCAUGGCCUCCGACAAGACCGAGCUAGUUCAGGAUGAGAUUCCGGUGCCAAUGCCGGCGGAAGAUGAACCAAAUACCGUGCAGACACCCGCCGAAAAAGAGGAUACCACUGUGGAAGUACGAAGAAAAUCGACAGGCAUUUAUUCCCAGGGACUGAUCAACAUCUCCUUGCUGUCUGCUAACGCCACUCAGUUACGUAGUGCCCAGUCCGAUGACAAGUACGAGUACCAGACGACAGUUAUCGCUCUGAUUGCAACCUCCAUCUUUAUCCAACUUCUCAUCCUGUUGUGUUUGGUCGCUCUCAGCAUCAUGCCGCGAAGAAAACUGCACCAUAAUGAACCGUACUUUGUUUUUAAGUGGAUACUCAAGAAGAGAGUUAAAUCCGUCAUUUUAUUGCUGGUAUCAGUGCUUACAGCGGUUAAUAUUUUCAUUUCGACCUAUCAUCAAGCGGGUUAGAUUAUUUGCAAGAUGGUGGCAUGUACACGCCCAGUAGCAAAACUAUUGUCAUUUUGACAUUUUUUCGUAUCAAAAAUAGUAACUGCAAUAUGGCUUAUUAUGGCAAAAUUUAACAUAUCACAAUUUUGAAGAAUCUUAUAUAGGAUGCAUGAAAAAAUUACUUCUACCUGCGAUGAAAAGCUAUGUCGGCAUCUUCGCUGGCAAAGUUCCUUCUGAGGAGCGGCAUGGAUAAGAAACCCUUAAUUCGCGAGGUGCUGUGUCGGCGGGAAAGAGUUCAACUAUUCGAAAAUGGUUUUUCCGAAAAGAUGUCAUUAACAUAGACUUGUCUUUGUUAUUCUAUUGUUUCUUUUAUAAAAAUUAUACUUUAAAAUUAUUACGUGUAUUUUUCUUAAAUAUUAGAAUUACGAUAUAUAAAAUAUCAGAUAACCUGUUACUUUUAGAUUAUUAGUUUACCCAUUGUAAAUGAUGAAUCAAAUUAGUUUAUAGUAUUUUCUACCCAUAAUAACUUUUCAAAUUUUGUAUCUCCAUUUUCAAUGUGAAGAAUGCUGAAUUUACAUAAGCUUAUGUUUGACUAAAAUAUAAAUUUCAGAAGUUGAAAAUAAACACGUGUAAUUUUAGUUACCUGGGUAAUAUAUUCAUUUGGUAAAAUUAUUGCUUUUAAAUCAUAUUAUACACGUAUUAUCUUCAAAGUUUAUUGUACACAGGGUUUAAUAAUACCAUGUACCAAAGAAAACUCUGAAUUGCUUGAAAAAGUGCAAAUAGAAGCAGCCAGAAUAAUAACAGGGUUGAGAGUUAACUCAUCUAGAAGUAUUUUAUAUAGCGAACUUGGUUGGGAAACCCUUCAAUCUCGAAGGGAUAACCAUAAGCUUAUUCUUUUCUACAAAAUAAUCAAUG